AGAAGUUAUGUCAAAUCCAUUGAUUAAGUCCUAUAUAAUAGCUAAGCUAUAAAUUUUUUUUAGUUACGAACUCAGUCAUCUACCUUGGCCUCUUCAAAGAAGUCAUAAAAGCCUCUAUCAAUAGCAAACCCAAAUAAAUUAUUUUCUUCUAAAUAGAUGAGCUGAGUGUUAGGUAUACUUAAUACAUUAAAACAAAUAUAGAAUUAAAUUAAAUAAUUUUAAUAUAGAAAAAGAAAAGGGUAUGCAAGUAAUUGCAACCUUCCACCUUUACUCUUUAGAUGUGUGGCUCCUGGCACUCUGGCAAAGUCACCAAAGGCUGACACAAGCUCACGUAGAGCAUCCACGGAGUGACAGGUAGAUGAGAUUACACUCAAAUGGAUUACGCUGCUUCAAGUCAUUGCAACUCUGCAUCGGUUGAAUACUAUCCUUGAAAAAAUAAAAAAAAGGGAGGAAAGAAAAAGACCCACAACGAAAUCAAUCACAGAAACUUGAUCUUCUUGCCAUCGCUGAUUUCCUUAAUCAGUUUCCUUACAAGCCACUUCUCUCUCUCUCCCUCCAACUCCCACAGGUUUAAAAACUCUUUUCAAUCCGUGAAGCUUCACAAAUUUUCAGUUUGUUUUUGUAUCUAGAGAGAAUGGCAAGUGGGGAUCCAGAGAGAGGGACAAAGAACAGAGGAUACAACACCGCAAACGUCCACUACGUGGAAACCUCGGAUAAGCUAUGGACAUCAUGGUUGAUUCCUAUAUUUGUUGUCGCUAAUAUUGCUGUGUUCAUUGUGGUCAUGUAUGUCAAUAAUUGUCCCAAAAACAAUCUGGAUUUUUAUGGUAAGUGUGUUGCCAAGUUCCUUGGCAGGCUAUCGUUUCAGCCUUUGAAAGAGAAUCCUCUUUUUGGUCCAUCUUCUUCCACAUUGGAAAAAAUGGGAGCCCUGGAGUGGAACAAGGUAGUGCAUGAGCAUCAAGGAUGGAGACUCAUCACUAGUAUGUGGUUGCAUGCAGGAGUUAUACAUCUGCUAGCAAAUAUGCUGAGCUUGAUCUUUAUUGGGAUUCGCCUUGAACAGCAAUUUGGAUUUGUGCGAGUUGGGAUAAUCUACCUAUUAUCAGGAUUUGGGGGAAGCAUACUCUCUUCACUCUUUAUUCAGCGAAAUAUCUCUGUUGGUGCCUCUGGUGCCUUGUUUGGCCUUCUUGGAGCAAUGUUAUCAGAGCUUCUUACUAACUGGACUAUCUAUGCUAACAAGAUUGCAGCUCUAAUGACUCUUGUGAUCAUUAUCGCCAUUAACUUGGCUGUAGGAAUUCUUCCACAUGUUGACAACUUUGCACACAUUGGAGGUUUCUUGACUGGUUUUCUCCUGGGCUUCGUUAUACUACUUCGUCCACAGUUUGGGUGGCAUGAAAGCCGGCAUCUUCCCGCUGAUACUCGUGUAAAGUCUAGGCACACGGCUUAUCAGUAUGUGUUAUUACUGGUUGCCGUGGUUUUACUUAUUGUUGGAUUCACUGUGGGUUUGGUAAUGCUGUUCAGAGGAGUGAAUGGGAAUGAUCAUUGCAGCUGGUGCCAUUAUCUAAGUUGUGUGCCUACCUCAAAGUGGAAAUGUGAUAACUGAUUGAUAAUUUGUAGGAACCUUGUUAAUGGAUUCUUUUUUCUUUUUCUUUCUUUCUUUUCCUUUUAUUCUUUUCUUUGAUUUUUAUUUAUUAUUUGUUCAUUUGUUUGGGAUGCUUUCAGACUAUUUGUACAUGAAAAAUGAGUUGUAUUAUGUAAUGUUGGUUUCCUAUUAUACAAA
Molecule: messenger RNA, 1774 nt
Organism: Hevea brasiliensis (rubber tree)
Lineage: Eukaryota; Viridiplantae; Streptophyta; Magnoliopsida; Malpighiales; Euphorbiaceae
Product: RHOMBOID-like protein 2
Exons: 5
Coding region: 635-1597 (320 amino acids)
Biological process (GO): proteolysis
Cellular component (GO): membrane
Molecular function (GO): serine-type endopeptidase activity
Source: RefSeq, a predicted model, not a curated record